Molecule: messenger RNA, 1716 nt
Organism: Penicillium malachiteum
Lineage: Eukaryota; Fungi; Ascomycota; Eurotiomycetes; Eurotiales; Aspergillaceae
Product: putative ab-hydrolase associated lipase
Exons: 1
Coding region: 1-1716 (571 amino acids)
Biological process (GO): lipid metabolic process
Source: RefSeq, a predicted model, not a curated record
AUGAAUCGGAGAUCGCCUUCUCUUCUCGAAAAGUCGACUGAAAAUGGCUUUUCAGUCGUAUCGGUUGACUCAAUCGACCAUCCACUGUUCCCUCCCCUCCCAUCCUACGGCCCUCCGAAUCUCGCUCGCAAUGUACAAUACGCCUGCAUACAAAUCAUUUCGUUUAUUCUCUCCCUCCUUUUCCUCACCAUUAUAUUCCUAGGCGCGCUUGCAUGCAUAGCGGGAACAACACUGUCCAACACGAUUUUACGUCAUACCCCAUCGCAACGAGUUUUUCAUACCGAAGAACAAACAAGAAGGGCAAAUAGAGCCGAUUUGGAGCGCAAAUGGCACAUUCAGCGACAGAAAAAGCAUGUCGACGAAGAGCAAGGUUCAGAAGAAUGUCCUCCCUUGGAAGGGGGCAAAGACCCAAUCGUCUGCGAUGUGGCCUACUAUGCCAGAAGGGUCGGUCUGGAUGUAGAGACUUUUCGUGUCCAGACGGAAGAUGGUUUUAUUAUCACGUUAUGGCAUGUGUAUAAUCCACAAGAAUAUACAGCUCUCUCCGCUGAGCAGAGACGCGAACGAGGCCCCGCAGUCUUCAGUGGAGAAAAACAGCCAGGCCCCUCAGGGUCGGCAUCUGGCCGCCGCUAUCCAGUAUUACUCGUUCACGGAUUACUUCAAAGCGCGGGCGCAUAUUGUACCAACGAUGAUGACAGUCUUGCAUUUUACCUUUGCAAGUCAGGAUAUGACGUUUGGUUAGGUAACAAUCGCUGCGGGUUAACUCCCGAGCACACCACUCUCUCCACGUCCGAUCCUCGUAUGUGGUCAUGGGAUAUUCGACAUCUCGGGACCCUUGACCUGACAGCUUUGACCUCGCGUGUUCUUUAUGAAACGGGAUUUGAAAAAUUGGGAUUGGUUUGUCAUUCACAAGGCACUACUGAAACCUUCGUCGCACUAGCAAAAGAACACCGCCCUGAGCUUGGUUCACGGAUCUCGGUUUUUUGCGCGCUUGCCCCAGCUGUUUAUGCCGGACCACUAGUUAGGAAGCCUUACUUCCGUUUCAUGAGCUCUCUUUCACCGGGGAUGUUCCGGACUGUUUUCGGGAUCCAUUCUUUCAUUCCGCUCAUGAUGACUAUCCGCCGUUAUGCUCCUCCAAAAGUAUACGGAACCCUUGCAUAUUGGGUAUUCUCAUUUCUCUUCGGCUGGUCCGAUGAUCGCUGGGAACGAGACCUCCGCCAUCGCAUGUUUCAAUUCGCCCCUGUAUAUGUCAGUGCAGAGAGCAUGCAUUGGUGGCUUGGCAGCGAAAGCUUUGCAAAACAUGGUUGCAUUUUAAGUCCUCUCAAUGAAUCAAAAUAUGAUUCCAAUCGAGAGGACUACAUAUCAUCUCCAACUGAGCGUUGCGAUGAUCCUCGGGCUCCAUGCCUCGGUCCACAAAGAGACAGGUCCUGGUUCGGCCCUCAGACCCCUCCCCUCGCCAUGUGGGUCGGUGGAUCCGAUGCCCUCGUUGACGGCCGUCGACUUCUUCGUCGCUUCCAGGACGGAGUCGAGCCGCAUGUGCGAGUCGUUCAUUCAAAGAUUAUUAAUGGAUAUGAACAUCUGGACGUUUUAUGGGCCAUGGAUUCAAUCGAGCAGGUUGGAAAAGAAGUCCGUCAGGUUCUUUGGACAACCAUGCCUGAGACGGCCAGACGUAUAUGCCGCACCCCAAGUGGUGUUCAUUCAGAUCAACUAGUCAGGUAA